This is a messenger RNA of Aspergillus japonicus CBS 114.51, 1263 nucleotides long. RefSeq lists its product as uncharacterized. The coding region runs from base 1 to 1263 and encodes 420 amino acids. Gene Ontology annotation, molecular function: oxidoreductase activity. The transcript has 4 exons. The record is from RefSeq and is a predicted model, not a curated record. NCBI's taxonomy places the organism in Eukaryota, Fungi, Ascomycota, Eurotiomycetes, Eurotiales, Aspergillaceae.
AUGUCACACGCGCUGGAUUUCUUCCAAAGCCUAUGGGCCCAGCACCCCUGGGCCAUUAUCCUCAGCGUAACCGGCUAUAUUGCGAUGGUUCGACUUCUAAGAUACCGUCGUGUGAAAGUGAUCGACGCCCCCUUCGCCGAUGGCCGGAGGAAACUGUCCAGUAUGACAAGCGAAGAGGCGCAUGCGAUUAUCGGCCAGCUGCAGGAGCUCGAAUUCCCAUACGCUUUCAACAAGGCGCGCAAGAUCGCCCUGCUCAAGGCGGGCGGCAUCCCAACAAUGUCCAAGCUCUUCGCCGUGACGGGCCAAAAUAACAAGCGCAAUUCGGGGAAACGCGCCGUGGACACGGAGAUCCUCCUCCGAGAAGCCCAGUCACAGCCGCGCGACUCCGAUCGCUAUAGCACUGCGGUCGCUAGGAUGAACUAUCUACACGCCCGCUACCGCAAGGCCAACAAGAUCACCGAACUAGACCUCCUGCAUACCCUCGGGGACGGACUUGCGGAGAUUCUCAACGUGAUCGACCGAGACGAAUGGCGCAAACUGACGGACGUCGAGAAAUGUGCUCUGGGCGUCUUCCACAAGAACCUGGGCGAGGACAUGAGGAUCCCCUUUGAGCCCCUUGCAUCCUCCCAUGAAGGCUGGCGAGAUGGUUUGCACUUCGCCAUGGAGCUACGCGACUGGACGAUCCGCUACGAAGAAGAAGUGGCCCAGCCUGUCUCAACGAAUGAUCAGUACGUCCGGGUAUAUGUUGAUGCGGCCAUGGCUGGGCUCCCUGGCUUUGUUACGUUGACGGUGCGGAAGAUGUUGGCAACGGACCUGGAUGAGGUUAUGCGGACGAGUCUUUGCCUCGAGAAGCCCGGCCCCAUUCUCCUAUUUGUACUGGCCUGCAUCCGCGAAACACGCAAAUCGUUCCUCCGAUACGUCUCCCUCCCGCGAUUUUUUGCUGUCAAACCCGUGCAUGAAGCGACUGAUCCGAAGACAAAUCUAUAUCACUUCAACAGACAGACCCUACAGCCGUGGUAUAUGGAGCCGACCCUCUGGUCGACCUGGGGACCAGGUGCGUUGCUUGUUAGGAUGCUCGGAGGGAAGGUGCCGGGUUCGCGGGGAGACCGCUACCAUCCUCUGGGAUACGAUCUCAUGACGAUCGGGCCUGAUCCGCAGAAGGAACGAGGAGCGGAGGAGAUGAAGUCUGAUAUCGAGAUGAUCAACGCGAGGGCCGUGGCGACUUGCCCAUUCUCGCAUGCCAAGGCGGGAGGUUUCAAUUGA